GUCGCCCCUCAUUCGCCAUAUUUCGUGGAGGAAUGCUGUGGAGGAGAGCGGCAUUGAGCCGGUUCAUAGCUAUCGCACUCACCCCGAGCUCUCUUUCACACCACUAAACCCAGCCAGAGAGAGAAAGACAUCAUGAACGUCUUUAGGCUGACUGGAGAUCUGUCUCAUCUAGCUGCCAUCAUCAUCCUCCUGCUCAAGAUAUGGAAGAGCAGGUCCUGCGCAGGUAUCUCUGGGAAGAGCCAGAUCCUCUUUGCCUUGGUGUUCACCACUCGGUACCUGGAUCUCCUGACAUCCUUCAUUUCUCUAUACAACACUUGCAUGAAGGUUAUCUAUGUCGGAUGUGCCUAUGCCACAGUCUACCUGAUCUACGUAAAGUUCAGGGCAACUUAUGAUGGAAACCACGACACUUUCAGAGUUGAGUUUCUUGUGGUUCCAGUGGGAGGUCUUGCCUUUCUAGUCAACCACGACUUCUCUCCUUUGGAGAUUCUGUGGACCUUUUCUAUCUACCUUGAGUCUGUGGCCAUCCUGCCUCAGCUGUUUAUGAUUAGCAAGACCGGCGAGGCCGAGACCAUCACUACCCACUAUCUGUUCUGCCUGGGGGUCUACCGCACCCUCUACCUCUUCAACUGGAUCUGGAGGUUCUACUUUGAGGGCUUCUUUGACAUGAUUGCUAUCGUGGCCGGGGUCGUCCAGACUAUUCUCUAUUGUGACUUCUUCUACCUUUACAUCACAAAAGUGCUGAAAGGAAAGAAGCUGAGUCUACCAGCCUAAGUGCCAAAGAACAGAGAG
Molecule: messenger RNA, 789 nt
Organism: Sinocyclocheilus grahami
Lineage: Eukaryota; Metazoa; Chordata; Actinopteri; Cypriniformes; Cyprinidae
Gene: kdelr2a
Product: KDEL endoplasmic reticulum protein retention receptor 2a
Exons: 5
Coding region: 133-771 (212 amino acids)
Biological process (GO): protein retention in ER lumen
Cellular component (GO): membrane
Molecular function (GO): ER lumen protein retrieval receptor activity
Source: RefSeq, a predicted model, not a curated record